Messenger RNA from Lentinula edodes (shiitake mushroom), 912 nucleotides. RefSeq names its product sure-like protein. Gene Ontology annotation, molecular function: nucleotidase activity. The coding region runs from base 1 to 912 and encodes 303 amino acids. NCBI's taxonomy places the organism in Eukaryota, Fungi, Basidiomycota, Agaricomycetes, Agaricales, Omphalotaceae. The transcript has 5 exons. The record is from RefSeq and is a predicted model, not a curated record.
AUGAAUCUCCUAUCAUUUGGCGCAACUCUGGUUCUCUGCGCCAGUCUAGUUCAGUCGACCAACAUCGUCUUGACGAAUGAUGACGGGUGGGCAGUCGCAAUGAUACGUGCACAAAAUUCCGCGCUUUUAGAAGCAGGAUACGAUGUUAUUCUCUCUGCCCCAGCAGAGAACGAAUCUGGCACGGGAUCGUCGACAGCUACUCCUACCAACCUGACAGAACCUUGCGAAUUCGACACAUGUCCAACUGGGUCUCCGGCUGAGGGGUUCAACGCUUCUGACUCACGCCUCAACUAUGUCAACUCCUUUCCGGUCGAUGCAGUUCGAUUCGGCAUACAGACUCUUUCACCAAAGUUCUUUGGUGGUGCUCCUGAUUUUGUAGUCAGCGGUCCCAAUGUCGGCAAUAAUCUUGGAACUGGAACUGUGGAUAUCUCUGGAACUGUCGGAGCAGCGUGCGAGGCUGCGAAAGAAGGCAUUCCGUCAACGGCUUUCUCUGCCGCAGGUCUCUCUCAGGUCGCAUUCACUGAUUUGAGUAACGGCGACGCAGAUACGCUAGCUGCACUCGUUUUCUCGCAGCUCACAGUCAAAUUCGUUAAUGCACUUUUAAAGAAUGGUCCACCCUUCCUGCCCCCUGGCAUCAGCGUUAACGUAAACUAUCCUGCGUCUACCAGCUCUAGUUGCGCGUCUCCCUCAGACUUCAGCUUCAUUCUCACUAGGAUCGCGCCAAGUAACAGCGUGACUGAUGUUGAGACCUGCGGAACGGAUCACCUUCCUGGAGAAACCAAUGUAGUUGCGACGAAUGGAUGUUUUGCCAGUGUCAGCGUUAUGAAUGCUACCACCAAAGCAGACGUCGAUGCUACUACUCAGGCUUUCGUCCUUAAUCGUUUGAGUGGUUUCCUGUCCUGCCUUCCUUGA